UAUACUGGACCGUUAUCACCAUCUCUGAGCAGGACCUUGAUCGGAUAAAUAUCCUGCAGCAGUCAGCAGUCACUCACAAUCUCAAGGGACCAGACUGAUUGCAGGUCCAACAUGGCCUCUUACAUACAUGUGGCUGUUUCCAUCCUGCUGCUGUCCACAUUAACAUCAGUGCAAAUGAGAGGGGGCAGUUCACCAGCACAAGAUAUAUGUAACCUGAAUGAUGGGUUUGGGAUAUACUGCCCAACCACAUGUGGAGUUGCUGAUUACCUACAAAGAUACAUGCCUGAUAUGGACAGACAGCUGGGUCAAUUGGAACAGGAUUUGGAGGAUAUCGUCAACCUUACCAGAGGAGCACAGGACAAAGUGGUCUACUUGAAAGACUCAGAAACACAAACACAAAAACAAUCACCAGAAAAGAAACGCUGCAUGGCUAUUGGCUGUGCAGCUGAAGUUCGCGUUGCUGAUUGGCUGAGUAAUACUGUGAUAGAGCAAGACCAGCCUCGACGAUGUUCCAGAAAUCUCCCUGAGGUGAGUACGGAUGGUUUGCUUUUCUAACGUCUGCCUUUAAUAACGAAUUUUAAGAAAUAAAAUAUGUUGCCAAAGUGCUGUAUACUAUUUUUGCCUGAAAUUUGUUUAUGCAUCAGCUAAUUCUGAAUAUUAGUGCAAUAUUGCCUGAGCAAGAGUGCUUUUUAAAGGUAUUUUAGCAGAGGUUAGUCAUUGAUGUUAGGCCGCUGGAGAUCGAUGUUAUUUUUUCCUGUUUGAAAGUGCCUUUGGGACAGUAUUUCCUAAUAUUCACCGCCUAUUUAAGAAAUAAAUUAGUUUGAGGUGACUGUGAGGCAUUAGACAUUUGUGAGGCCUGAAUGCUGCGUGUUGGGUGUCAUUAAAGCACGUAUUUUUUGCUGUUCCAUAUACGUCUGUAAGUGGUUUUUCACAUAUCCACGAGGUAAUAAUAGGCAGAGCUCUGAAACUACACACAGACCGCCGUGUCUGACACGCUAGUGGUGGCGAAUCGGCUCAGAUUCACACACGGAGUCCGUGUGAGGUACAUAUUAACGGAACUUAUCCGUUUCCUCUCGGUAGCGGGGUGCGGCCGGCUUCCCGCUUUGAUCUUAAAUGAGCGCGAAAUAGUUUCGAAAUCAUUUCG
Molecule: messenger RNA, 1144 nt
Organism: Carassius auratus (goldfish)
Lineage: Eukaryota; Metazoa; Chordata; Actinopteri; Cypriniformes; Cyprinidae
Gene: fgg
Product: fibrinogen gamma chain
Exons: 4
Coding region: 112-555 (147 amino acids)
Biological process (GO): platelet activation; protein polymerization
Cellular component (GO): fibrinogen complex
Molecular function (GO): signaling receptor binding
Source: RefSeq, a predicted model, not a curated record